Messenger RNA from Gamsiella multidivaricata, 1086 nucleotides. RefSeq lists its product as uncharacterized. NCBI's taxonomy places the organism in Eukaryota, Fungi, Mortierellomycota, Mortierellomycetes, Mortierellales, Mortierellaceae. Bases 206 to 901 code for a protein of 231 amino acids. The record is from RefSeq and is a predicted model, not a curated record. The transcript has 3 exons.
UUCGAUACGCCUAUACUCAUUGCAGUGACCUUGAGGCCGCCCAUGCUCUGGUCAUGAAGAAUCUCGAAAAACGCAUCAUGGAUCCAACGACAGUCAUUCUAUACUUCGAUGGCGCUCAAUGCGAGGAAAAGCUUGCAACCCAUGAAAAGCGCCAGAAUGCUCGAAAAACGGUCAUCGACGCCGCCGACGAUCAUGUCACACUUUCAUGGAUCGCGUAUCCGAAGGCGCACAUAUCAGGAAGCGCCAUUUUACCAAUGUCGAUAAGCAACUCACAAACGCCUUUCGCUGGGAUGUGGAGGCUCGGAACGGACUUGUCCGCUUUCUCGAGAACCACGGAUGGAGGGUCGUGCAGUGUGAUACAGAGGUGGAUGUCAAAAUCGCCACAGAUACCAUGGAAGGAGACAUUGUCAUCAGCGGGGACUCGGACUUUCUCAUUUACCACAGCAUCCCUGUUGUUUGGCGACCAGUAUGUGGUGGCGGUUUCUUGGAGUAUCGGAAAAAUGACAUGUUAUCUGCGCUGGGACUCGAGACGGCAGAGCAGCUUACGGUCUUGGGUGUUGUGUCGACCAAUGAUUACAAUCGCAGUUUGUACGGCCUGGGAUGCGAGAUCAACUAUAAGAUCGUUAAGGAUAUGAAAGCCAAAGGAUCAGACGAUCAGGUCAAAGACGUACCGGCACUAGUGAAAGAAUACCUUGCUGAUGAACGUGUUGUUAUCAAGAACAAACGCGGCAUUACUUUCGACACGAGCAUCAAUGUUUUCGUCCAUCUUCACCAAACUCCGAUCGCGCAUGGCCAACAUGACAAACCAGAUACUACCGCACUUAAGGCGAGAUUGGGGGCAUCAAGGAAAGGUACCAGUACGCUCGCAGCAAGUUUACCGAGCGGAAACAGGCGCAGUUAGCUUCCAGACAGGCAACAAAGAGUGCGUUGUCCCCCGGUUCUCCACCUCGACAUCGAUCCUCUCAAAAGUUCAACAGGUACCGCACCAUCGACCGCCCGCCUCCGAAGGACAGCAAGGAUUCGACUACCACACCUCCUCCUCGCCCUCGCUAUUCCUUUAAAACCAGGACGAAAACAGUAACGCAC